Messenger RNA from Coccinella septempunctata (seven-spotted ladybird), 4894 nucleotides. It is a transcript of the gene timeout, whose product is annotated as protein timeless homolog. Gene Ontology annotation, biological process: DNA repair; replication fork arrest; DNA replication checkpoint signaling. The record is from RefSeq and is a predicted model, not a curated record. Gene Ontology annotation, molecular function: DNA binding. The transcript is spliced from 20 exons. The coding region runs from base 374 to 4801 and encodes 1475 amino acids. Lineage: Eukaryota; Metazoa; Arthropoda; Insecta; Coleoptera; Coccinellidae. Gene Ontology annotation, cellular component: replication fork protection complex.
CCUCACAAAACUUUUGAAAUUGUGGUUGUUUCGCGUUUGCUUUAUAUUGUUAUUAUUUUGUUACGUCUUUAGAAAUGACGAGAACAACAUAUUGAUAUUAUAAUAGCCUGGAGUGAAAACCGUUUUCUAUUUUCCUACAGCGACUUAUUCCUUUGUGUAUUCGCGAGUUUUUGAAUUGUGAAACUCGGUGUUCAAGACGAAACUUUUAUUAUUAAUCAAGGCAACUUUGGCAGUGUUUUGAAACUUUAUCCUCAUCGUCGCGUUGUUUACGGCUAAACUCGCCCGAAAAUUGUUUCAUUUUAACCACCUAGAAAUAAACUUAGUUACUGGUGUUAAUUAAAACCAAUUUGUUUCGCCUUGUCUCUCAAAGAAAAUGUCUUUAGUGUCGGCUGAGUUGGCUGCGACCUGUAAUGCUUUGGGAUACUACGAUGAUAAGACGAAAAAGUAUUAUGCAGAUGAAAAUACCCUCGAAACUGUGAAGGAUUUAAUUCGUUAUCUGAGGAGGGAUGAUGAAAACCAUGAUAUAAGGAGACAGCUUGGGGAGUCUAAGGUUCUUGAGGCUGAUUUAUUGCCACUUCUGAAGUCCUACUGGGAAGAGACCGAAUUAUUCGAUGUUCUCCUCAGAUUAUUGGUGAACUUGACAACACCCCCUUUGAUUCUUUGGAACGAGGAAAUUCCUACAGAUAAAAAUGUAAGAAAUUAUUAUAUGCAGAUUGAAGACCAUCUACAAAGCUACAAGUUGACAUUUGCUGAUGAAGGUUUAUGGUCAGUUCUGAGUUCCCGUCUAAGCAGCAUACUAGAAAAAGAUCAUGCUGAGCGUAGUGAUGAAACGAGUCUAAUCAUCGAAAGGAUUCUUGUGUUGAUCAGAAACAUCCUUUAUGUUCCGGCCGAUCGUACCCUAGAAAGAAGACCCGACAACGAUGCUAACACCCAUGAUCAGGUGUUGUGGGCAAUGCAUCAAUCGGGCAUCCUGGAUAUCCUUUUAUACGUGUCAUCGUCAGCGAACGAACAAACGUAUCACAUGCACGUCUUGGAAAUCCUCUCGCAUUUGCUGAAAGAACAGAACCCGACCGAGCUCGGCAAAACGGAACUUCAUAGAAAUCACGCAGAGAAAGUGAAAGACGAAGGCGAACUGUUGGCGAUAAGGCACAAAGAGGCGAUAAAGAAGCAGCAGAAAGCGAAGAUUUACAGCGGUGCCAGGCAUUCAAGAUUCGGUGGUACCUUCGUCGUCAAAUCAAUGAAGGCCAUCAGCGACAACGACCUAAUCUACCACAAGCCCCUCAGUCGUCUCGACGCACUCACCUUCGACUCCGAAAAGCAGAAACCUCGCACGCCUAGAAACCGUUUGCCCGUACACUUGGAGCCCACCGAGAGGCGUUCCGCCUUCUCCAUAAGACUGUUCCUCAAAGAGUUCUGCGUCGAAUUCCUGAACGGCGGCUACAACACUCUCAUGUACCACGUGAAGGAUCAGCUCGUCCGAGCCAAGUCCCACACGCACGACGCCUCGUAUUACCUCUGGGCCAUCAGAUUCUUUAUGGAGUUCAACAGGGCGCACAAGUUUGAGGUUAAAUUGGUCAGCGAAACGUUGUCGGUCCAAACCUUCCACUACGUCCAACAACACAUGGAGAAUUUCUUCGACAUGAUACAAACCGACAAGAAAAAAUUGAGGGCAUGGUCAAGGCGGCUCCACAUCGCCCUUUUGGCUUACCGGGAACUGCUCCUCACUCUCUGUUAUAUGGAUAAAUCGCCGGACGGCACAGUCCGCGAUUCAAGCAAGGUCAUCAAGAGUAACAUUUUUUACGUGUUGGAAUACAGGGAACUUGUGCUCACUCUACUCCUCACCUUUGAUGAGCUGAAGAUGUCGGAUCAGUAUCUGAAGGAUCUGAUUGAGACCCAGCAUAUAUUCAUGAGGUCUUUUGAGGCUUUCUGUAAAAAUGGAGCUGUUAUAGUGCAGACUAAAAACAAGGCCAAGAGGAAGAAAAAGAGUGCACCUGCACCUGAAAUCCCACCAGAGGUGAGCCUGGAAAUCAAAUGGGAUGAAGCAUCACAAUAUGUCGCAACCGUUCUGGAGGGUGGCAGCAUCCCGACAGAUGUCGUUCCAUUCGAUGCCACUUCCGACGUACCGAUAGAUGAACAAAAAUCGGAAACCAUGAUUAAGAUCCAGAAGCAAUUGAGGAGCGGCGAAUACGAGAACGCAAUCGGCCUAUUGCGUGCCGCCAGGGAAGUAUGGCCAGAAAACGAUUCCUUUGGAAGCAGGGGUAUAUCUCCCGAAGAAGAGUUUGGUGCCCUGAGGGACAUCUUCUUGGCCGAUUUAGGAGAAAACGAUUUGCCAGUACAACCACAACCAGUCUUCGAUGAGAACGAUGAGGAGGAGGAUGAGGGUGAAGAAGGAGAAAUCAAUUUCUCAGAGAGUGAUCUCAAAUUCGAAGAUUUCAGGAAAAGGCUGGGUCAUCCCAAGAUAGUCAGGGCAACAUGCUUGGCAUUGGCCAUGUUCGAAGAAAAUUCGAUUAAUACCAACCAUUGCAUCGUGAAACUGAUGCAUCGAAUCGCCUUCGACUGCAAAAUGCACGCCAUGAUGUUUCAAGUUUCCCUCUUUAUGACGUUCAAGAGGAUUCUUGCUCUCAAAGAAAUGCCGGAAUAUAAGGAGCUCGUCAAAUUUGUUACCUAUAUACUACGCCAAUUCUUCAAAGUGGCACAAACCAAUAAAAAAAUAUUCAUGGAAGCCCUCUUCUGGAAGUCCUCCAAAGACGCUUACGACGUGGAAUACGGCUAUGGAAGUUACCAAGAGAAGGCCAACUCUAACGUGCGCGUUUGGACGGAAGAAGAAGAAGAUGAAGUACGUCGUCUGUUCAUGGAGCACAAGGAAAAGCAAUUAGAGAACGAUGUUGUCGAUUGGGUGCUUGAGAAUUUAAUAGACAACACUCGCAGCAGGCGGGCUCUGCUAAAGAAAAUGAAGGAACUCUACUUGCUCACAGAUUACAAGAAGGGUAAAGUAAGAAAUACUAGUAAGGUGCCAAAGCAAUGGAGUGCGGAAGAGGAAGAAAAUUUGACAGAGUUGUACGAACAGUUCAAGGAUGCUAUGGAUCCUCUGUCUUGUAUUAUGGAUAGACUGAACGUUGCAAGGUCUAAAAAUAGGAUCGUUGAGAAGCUGUUGGUGCUUGGUCUGAUCCAGGACAGAAAGGAGGUUAGGAAGAAGAGGACCAAGGGAGCCUCGAGGCCCAGAUCUGGUAAAAGGAACGUGGAUUCUGGCCGUUCAGAUGGCAGCAGUAGCUCAGAAGAGGACUCCGACGACGAUGUCACUCCAAGGUCCGGGGCCUCCACUAGCGCUGCAAGAAGGGUUGAUGCCAUUAUCGCAAAGAAGAAGCCCAAGAGAUCGGUUGCCGUCGUUAAUGUUUCAUCUAAAAGACUGGCGGAGUUGACUCUGGGCGUUCUACAAUCAGACAUGAAAGAGGCGUUAGACUGGCUGAAGGAAAGUAUUUCAGACGCUGUAGAGGAUUUCGAGGAUGAUAGCGAGGAGGGAGUUCCCUUGGUGCCCAUCAUGGACUACGCUGUCACAGCCAUGGAAAAUCCAGAUUUCCAAAACUUGCUGCAAGCAAUGGGUAUUUCUAAACCCUCAAACGAGCAAGAAGCAUAUUGGAGGAUACCAAGCAACAUUCCCUUAAAUUCAUUAAAGGCCAUUCUCGAUUUAUUAGCGAAAGCUCUGGAAGGUAACCUCACCAUAUCUGAGGAAGAUGUUCCGAUUGCUGUUGGUGAACAAGAUGUGUCCCAGUUAGAGCAUAAUGAGUCGGGCGAUGAAAUAUCUGACGCAAGGAACACAAUAACAGAAGGAAACGUUGUGAUAGAUUCUGAAGAAUCCGACGAUGACAACGUAUUUGAGCGAAUUAGAAAAAGUAAUAUGCAAGUAUCUGAUCAACCUUCAACGAGUUCUGCAACGGACAAUAAAAGAAAACGAACGCAAAGUUCAGAUGAGGUCGUUGUCCAAACGGCAACGAUCACAAAGAAGACUAAAAUAAUACAUCUUGAAGACUCUGAGGAUGAUAUUGUGAACAACGAGGAAAAUCUCGUUAAGAAGAAAUCAAAAGGUUACCACAAUGAUAUUAACACACAGGACCGUGAAGAAACAAACAAUACAUCUUCGGACGAAGAUAUUUUCGAGAAAUUGAAGAAAAUGUCCAACGACAAACAAGAAGGGGAGGAAACUAGACCGCCAAAGAGUGCGAAACGCUCCACGAAACGACGUUUGACUAGUCUAGAUGAACUUUCAAACGGAGACGAUGAGGAUCUAUUGGCAAUUGCUGAGGAAAAACUCAAGAGCGAAAAGAAGAAGAAGAAGAAAGAGCAGAAAAAAAUUAAGAAAGAAAGCAGUAAUAAAACUAAAAAGGAGAAAGAUUCAAAACCGAAAGAAAAAACUGCUAAAAAAUCUACGAAGAAAGUUGAUUCGACUAAUUACAAAAGUAAAGAAUUCAUUUCUGAUUCGGACGAUAGUAGCGAUAAUGGGGAAUCGGAACAAAAAUUGAAGGAUCAUUAUGAGCAGCUUCUGCGAAACGAUAUGGAAGAACUAGCAAACAAGAAGGCACUUCUGAGUAAAACUGACAAGAAUGAAAAUGACAGUGAUGGAAGUGAGUCUGAUUCGAGCAAAAAAGCAUCGAGUUCGAAGGCCGAAAAUGUGAAUUCAGAAGCGAGCGAAUCGAGCUCCGAGAAUGCAUCAGAAAAUGAAACCAACAAAGAAGAAAACAUGUCGAAUGAGGAAGAAAAACGGAAGAAGUCCCGGAGGAACGUAAUUGAUAGUGACGAUGACUGAAAGAACUCUGUAGUUUUCUAAUUAACUUUUUUCCUACUUCUGAUUGUAAGAACAAUUUUGUCUAUAAAUAAGGCGUUUCAAAAAAAUAAAAGU